Molecule: messenger RNA, 789 nt
Organism: Apodemus sylvaticus (European woodmouse)
Lineage: Eukaryota; Metazoa; Chordata; Mammalia; Rodentia; Muridae
Product: potassium channel subfamily T member 2-like
Exons: 5
Coding region: 5-697 (230 amino acids)
Molecular function (GO): intracellular sodium-activated potassium channel activity
Source: RefSeq, a predicted model, not a curated record
UUAUAUGAUUUCUAUCACCAGACUUCUUUUGGGACUGGAUACCAUACCAGGAUCGGGGUUUCUUUGUUCUAUGAAAAUCACUGAAGAUGACUUGUGGAUCAGAACGUAUGCUAGACUCUACCAGAAGUUGUGUUCUUCUACUGGAGAUGUUCCCAUUGGGAUCUACAGAACGGAAUCUCAGAAACUAACAACAUCUGAGUCUCAAAUAUCCAUCAGUGUAGAAGAGUGGGAAGACACCAAAGAUGUCAAAGACCCAGGCCACCACCGAAGCAUUCACCGCAACUCAACCUCUAGUGACCAGUCAGACCACCCCUUGCUGCGGAGGAAGAGCAUGCAGUGGGCCCGAAGGCUGAGCAGAAAAGGGCCAAAGCACUCCAGCAAAACUGCGGAAAAAAUAACGCAGCAGCGACUGAACCUCUACCGGAGGUCCGAGAGACAGGAGCUUGCUGAGCUCGUGAAAAACAGAAUGAAACACCUGGGCCUCUCUACAGUGGGCUACGAUGAAAUGAAUGAUCAUCAGAGCACCCUUUCCUAUAUCCUGAUUAAUCCAUCACCAGACACCAGGCUUGAGCUGAAUGAUGUUGUAUAUUUGAUCCGACCAGAUCCAUUGUCCUACCUUCCAAACAGUGAACCCAGUAGAAAAAACAGCAUCUGCAAUGCCACUGUUCAAGAUUCUCGGGAGGAAACUCAACUCUGAUGAAAAGAAAAUAAGAGACAUUAUAUAUCUUACAGGGAUCUUGCUUAAAAUCAUUAUAAUGUUGCAGAUAGUCCUAAGAGCCUGACUGGAAU